AGCCGAGUUCACAAGAUCACUCUAUAUCAAAAAAAUAUUAAACCAGGACAGAUAGAAAUUUCCGAGACGGCCCGUCCCGAAAAAUUCGAGGGCAUGGAUGGUUCUGCAAAAUGCAUUGUUAAUUCAUUUGACAUUAAUGAGGUAUCACAACAUUUAGCUCAGUUGUGCGAUACAGCCAUAGGCGCAGAAGAUCAAGCUUCGAAGGCUAAUCAGGAAGGAAUCAUGUGCUGGUCUCUUUACGGUAGGGAUUUUGAAUUUCAAGUUGGUGAGAUGAGUAACAAAAAUAAAAUUAGCGAGAAAAAAGCAACAACCUUAAUUUAUAAUGAAAUUGAAAAUCAACUCUCAAUUCUUCGUAAAAAACGAUCACAAUAUUUGAGCUUACAACUUCCAAAUAUAUCACGAGAUACCUUGCGUAAAAAAACUCAAAGAGCUGUAAAAACUUGUAAGUUAUUCGAAAAGAUAGGUCUAGAUAAAAUUAAACAUAUUAAGAACUAUAGUGCAAAUUCUAUCUCAGAACUUACUAACGACCAAAUUCAAGAGAUUAUUAAUCAUGGUUUAGAGAGCCGAAUCUCUAAUUCUCCUUCGCUUGAAAUCACACCUGAAGUAUCUUCUGAAGACAAUAUAAUUGAGGUUUCAUCAGAAACAAAGGUAAAUAUAAUACCUAUAAAUAAAAAUUCAUCCAAUGAAUCCCGACUUCCAAUUUCUAUAUUACCUAAUGAUCCAGAAGAAAAACGAAAUCUUGUUAUUCAUACCACAUUGGAGCAAUUCAAUAAUUUAUCUUUAAAACGUAGCAAUAAGUACAGCGAUUAUUAUGAUUAUUCAGGAACAUGCCCAACAUGUAAUGAAGAGCAUAAAGGAUAUGAUGUGGAAGGUCGGUGGGGUGAUGGCAAUUACUGUGGCGAAAAAACUUAUCGUCUCUAUUGUCGUAAUAGAACUUUUGGUGGAAUCCCGAUAGUAAAUGUGAAAGCGUAA
Messenger RNA from Acaulospora colombiana, 972 nucleotides. NCBI's taxonomy places the organism in Eukaryota, Fungi, Glomeromycota, Glomeromycetes, Diversisporales, Acaulosporaceae. The record is from the annotation of a GenBank genome assembly.